AUGGGAGCUCCCUCUAUGCCGGUCUCCAGCGACCUGCCACCUCUUAUUAUGGGAACGGCCACCUUCAACAGCCAGUACAAUACCAACCCUUACGAGCUCCCGACCACCGAACUUGUCCAACGCGCACUAUCGGCUGGGAUUUGCGCCUUUGAUACCUCUCCUUACUAUGGCCCGGCCGAAGAACUGCUUGGAAAGGCGCUGUCUACCAAUUUCGUCCAGGAGAACUAUCCCAGAAGCGCCUACAGACUACUCACGAAAGUAGGCCGAAUCGCAUCAUCGACAUUUGACUACUCUCCUGCAUGGAUCAGACGCAGUAUCAAACGAAGCCUGUCACGCCUGGGAACCACGUAUCUAGACGUCGUCUACUGCCACGACGUCGAGUUCGUCACACCAGAGGAAGUGCUGGGUGCUGUCCAAGAGCUACGAAAAAUCCGUGACACAGAUGGCACUAUACAUUACGUUGGAAUAUCAGGCUACCCUGUCGACGUGCUCUGCUCUCUGGCUGAGAUGGUACUGGAAAAAACCGGUGAACCGAUAGAUAUCGUCAUGUCCUACGCGAAUUUCACACUGCAGAACACCCUCUUGGCGACGAAGGGGCUCGAACGACUGAUUGCAGCUGGCGUGGACUGUGUACUUAAUGCCUCACCUCUGGGAAUGGGUCUGCUGAGACGCAACGGUGUGCCUAUCGGGAGCAUGGGAGAUUUCCACCCUGCCCCCAACGAGUUGCGUGAGGCAAUUCAGAAAGCCAGUCUCUGGACCGAAGAGCAGGGCGAGAAGAUCGAGGUUGUGGCCAUUCGAUAUGCACUUGAGAACUGGCUGCAUGUAGGUGCUGCGGUUGGUGCAUUGGGUUUGCCUACUGCUGCCCAGGCCAUCGGUACUGGUACUAGUAGUGCCACCGCCCUUCACAGGCUCGGAGGCAGCGUCAUGGGGGUAAGCAACAUUGCCGAACUGGAGGAGACGAUGCGGGUUUGGAAAGUGAUUCUGGACGCCCUGCCGUCCGAGAGUGUCAAUCUGCAGUGCAGAGAAGGGCACGUUGUGUUGGACGAAGACCAGAAGCUUCCGGAGAGCCAGCGGAUUCAAACCCUAACAAAGGGUAUUCGGGAUAUCCUGGGAGACAAAUGGGUGGAUUUUGUAUGGGCGAGCCCGGACGCUGACUAUGUGAACACGCCGAUACCUGGACACCCACCACCGGUUGAGGAUGGAAGUUCUCGUUAG
Molecule: messenger RNA, 1215 nt
Organism: Nannizzia gypsea CBS 118893
Lineage: Eukaryota; Fungi; Ascomycota; Eurotiomycetes; Onygenales; Arthrodermataceae
Product: Ara2p
Exons: 1
Coding region: 1-1215 (404 amino acids)
Biological process (GO): dehydro-D-arabinono-1,4-lactone biosynthetic process
Cellular component (GO): cytosol
Molecular function (GO): D-arabinose 1-dehydrogenase [NAD(P)+] activity
Source: RefSeq, a predicted model, not a curated record